Stomoxys calcitrans (stable fly) is the source of this 2062-nucleotide messenger RNA. Its product is annotated as long-chain-fatty-acid--CoA ligase heimdall. The coding region runs from base 20 to 2062 and encodes 680 amino acids. The record is from RefSeq and is a predicted model, not a curated record. Gene Ontology annotation, molecular function: long-chain fatty acid-CoA ligase activity. NCBI's taxonomy places the organism in Eukaryota, Metazoa, Arthropoda, Insecta, Diptera, Muscidae. The transcript is spliced from 5 exons. Gene Ontology annotation, cellular component: endoplasmic reticulum; membrane.
AUAACAAACAAUCACAAAAAUGUCUUCGCCUAAGCCUGCCACUAGUUAUACAUCCAGCUCCUUAAAUGAUCCUGUCAUGUUGAGGGCUAACGAAGAAUGCAUGGCCGAAUUCAAACCCAAGACCAUACCGGAAUUUUUCCAUGAGUGUUGUGAGAAAUAUAAAAACUUGCCAGCAUUGACCUUUCCCACAAAAAACGUAGAUAAUGUCCACGCAGAGGAAGACAUUUGGGAAACGGUCAGCUUUGAGGAUUAUGAAAGCAAUGUCGAACAAGUCGCCUUGGCCUUGCUCUAUUUGGGUGUUCAGCCACGUACCUCGGUGGGCAUUAUAGCCAUGAAUUGUCCUGAAUGGUUUUACAUACAGUUAGCUGCCACUCGCAUCAAUGCCGUAUCGGCUGGCAUCUAUACCACCAAUUCUGCCGAAACGGUUUUUCAUAUACUCGAAACUUCAGAUGCCACCGUAGUGGUGGUGGAUGACAGUUAUCAAAUGGCCAAGGUAAGCUCCAUUCGUUCCAGUUUGCCUCAAGUGCGUGCUGUGGUACAGUUAAACGGGCCCUUUGGCUUUGAUGAGAAGGCUCAAAAGGAUGGUUACUAUCGCUGGUGUGAUCUCAUGGCCAUGAAAUUUAGCACUACACUGCGCGAAGAGUUGCAAAUGCGAGAGCUAGAGGUGGCGCCCAACGAUUGUGCUUUGCUUAUAUUUACGUCCGGCACUGUGGGCAUGCCCAAAGGCGUUAUGCUCUCCCAUGACAAUAUUUUAUAUUGCGCCCAAGCCAUCAGCAGAUCCUUACCAGGCAUGAUGCCUGGUCAGGAGACAUUUGUCUCCUAUUUACCCCUGAAUCAUGUAGCUGGCCAAGUGUUUGACAUAUUUAUGGGCUUGGUUAAUGGUGCCAAUGUUAAUUUUGCCGAUCGAAAUGCCUUGAAGGGUACCUUGGGUAAAACACUUGCCAAAGUCAGACCUACUGUAUUUAUUGGUGUUCCCAGAGUUUUUGAAAAAAUGCAUGAGAAGCUAAUGCAGGUGAACGCUGAGUCUUCCCGAGUUGUGAGAUGCUUUACUUAUAAGGCUCGUAUGACUAUGCUGCAGUAUCAUUUGGAUAAGAUGGUAGGCAAUCCCACUUCCUUCAUGAAACACUGGUUGGCUUCCAUAAUAACAAACCGCAUUAAGCUAGCUAUGGGCUUGGAUCGUAGUAAAGUUACCAUAAUUGGUGGAGCUCCAGUUUCAGAGGAAUUGAAACUUUUCUUUCUAAGCUUGGAUAUACCCUUGACAGAUGUCUAUGGGCUGUCCGAGAGUAGUGGUGGCUUGGUUUUCUCUUUGAAAAAGCCCAACUUGCUAACCGUGGGUCAGCCCAUAAAGGGAGUGGAAGUGAAAAUUCAAGAGCCCAAUGAGAAGGGGGAGGGAGAGAUUCUAUUACGCUGUCGCUCUAACUUUAUGGGCUAUUUAAAAGAACCCGAAAAGACCAAAGAAACUAUAACAGAGGAUGGUUAUGUUAUGACAGGAGAUUCCGGCUAUUUGGAUGAAGAAGGCAAUGUGUAUGUCAGUGGACGCAUUAAGGAGCUGAUCAUAACAGCAGGUGGAGAAAAUAUGCCACCUGCUUAUAUAGAGAAUCUUAUUAAAAAGGAAUUGCCUUGUAUCAGCAAUGCUGUGGCCAUAGGAGAUCAUCGCAAAUAUGUGACAGCACUUUUAACAUUCAAGACUGAAAUCGAUGCUGACACUGGCUAUCCUAUGGAUACACUUUUGCCCGAAGCCCUUGAUUGGCUGGCUUCACUGGACUUGCAUUACACCAAACUUUCAGAAAUGCUUCACAUAGAGUGGCCUGAAAAUUUCAAUGAUUUCAAUCCCAAUAGUGUGGAAAUACAACUCGAUGAUAAAAUUCAAAAAGCUUUGGAAGCUGGCAUCAAGAGUUCGAAUCAGCAUGCCAUCUCCAAAGCCCAACAGGUGCAAUAUUUUGCUGUAUUGCCCCAUGACUUUUCAAUAGCCACCGGUGAAUUGGGUCCCACUUUGAAAAUUCGUCGUAACAUUGUACACUCGAAAUAUGCCAAGAUUAUUGAUGAAAUGUAUAAUAAUUGA